Messenger RNA from Miscanthus lutarioriparius, 681 nucleotides. Lineage: Eukaryota; Viridiplantae; Streptophyta; Magnoliopsida; Poales; Poaceae. The record is from the annotation of a GenBank genome assembly.
AUGGGCAACACCUGCGUCGGCCCUAGCGCCACCGGCCGCAACGGCUUCCUGGCCAACGUCACCCUGUGGCGGCCGCGCGGCGACGACCCCGCGGCAGCCCCAGCCCUACCGCCGCCCUCCUCCCCCGCCUCCGACAAGGCGCCCGAUCCCGUAACCAUCCCGGAAUCCGAGCAUUCCUCGCACCAUUCAUCCCGAUCCACCGACUUGCCACCACCGGCCCCCGCCUCCCAGCCGCAGGCGCAGGACAACCCUCCGGCGAAGAAGCCCGCGCCCAAGGUCAAGCGUGUCCAGAGCGCGGGCCUCCUCGCGGACUCCGUGCUCAAGCGCGACGUUAACACGGCCCGGCUCAAGGACCUCUACACAAUUGGCAAGAAGUUAGGGCAGGGUCAAUUCGGCACCACCUACCUAUGCGUCGAGAAGGCCACCGGCGGGGAGUUCGCCUGCAAGUCCAUUGCCAAACGGAAGCUGCUCACGGAGGAGGAUGUCGACGACGUGCGCCGCGAGAUCCAGAUCAUGCACCACCUCGCGGGUCAUGCAAACGUCGUCUCCAUCAUCGGCGCCUACGAGGACGCCGUCGCCGUGCAGCUUGUCAUGGAGCUCUGCGCCGGUGGCGAACUUUUCGACAGGAUCAUCCAGAGGGGCACUAUUCCGAGAAGGCGGCCGCGCAGCUGGCCAGGGUGA